UGCAUGCUUUGUACAAUUAGAAUAAUUAAACAUUUGAGAAAUAAAAAGCAUACAUAUAUAUGUUUAGUAAUCCAGAUCAAACUGACAGUCGGCUGUGGAUUUGGCUUGUGGGUUUUGAUUCGAUGAUGCUGAAGUAGCUCUACAAUCACUGCUUCAAGCAUCUGGUCGUGGGUUUACUCGAAACGCAGCACGAUUCGCUUCGCUGGGACUUCGCCAAUCUGACCUUUGACAGCCAGCGAAUGACAAAUGAAAGGUCAGCGUUUCUGACAUCAGCUGAGGCAUCGGAGAAUGACAGACAGUUCAUCGAAAGCUAGCGGGCCGUAUGUAGCGGGACAGCCUGCUGGAAAGCACACUAUUCCCUCCCUCCGAGCUGUCACACAGAACAUGUGCAUUCCCCGAGUCUCUUCAAAUCGUCGUUGUCGUACGUCUAUGUGAUUCCCAUUUGUGCUCAUGAGCCUGCUAGGUGGCUACAAGAAAAAGAGCAGUUACGAUGGCUACGAAUCUUUGCAGCUGGUCGAUAGCAGCGGAGACAUCUGCACCGGGGGACGAAGCGGUGGUGGCGGCGGUGGCGGCGGUGGUUUGACGGCAGUGACCCUCGGCAGCGUUAAAACAGGCCCUGCGCGACAGGACGACUACAGCACCAUGGACAGCUCAGGCCCUCCAUCUCCAGAUAUGGACGGAAACUACGGAGGGGGACUUCUGGAUAUGGUUAAAGGAGGUGCUGGAAAGUUCUUCAGCAACAUCAAGGACAACCUGAAAGACACCAUCAAAGACACCUCUACCAAGGUUAUGAACCAAGUGGCCACGUAAGUCCUCAUUGUGUAUUCAUGGUCUUGUGAACAUCAAAUGUCACACACGGAGCCACCUACAUUGUCCCAAUGUAGAAAACAGCUUGUUAAACAUACCAAACCAUGUAGCUCAGAAUAAAAACUAUAGAAGUCUGUGGAAAUUCCCUAUCAUGAUAGAAAAACGAAUGUGUGUGUUUGUUUUGUGCAUGUUUGCGCUUGUGUUCAUGUGUAAGACUUCAGAGAAAACAGAGUCAAGGUCUUUCAAUAGAGUUCCUGGUGACCUAGUUUUGUAUAAUGAUUGUUACUAUUAAUAUAUAACAGGAGUCCUCAAUGUAAUGACUCUUUUUAGGGGUGUGUGUGUGUGUGUGUGUGUGAG
Sinocyclocheilus grahami is the source of this 1164-nucleotide messenger RNA. RefSeq names its product leucine-rich repeat-containing protein 4B-like. The transcript is spliced from 3 exons. The coding region runs from base 451 to 810 and encodes 119 amino acids. Lineage: Eukaryota; Metazoa; Chordata; Actinopteri; Cypriniformes; Cyprinidae. The record is from RefSeq and is a predicted model, not a curated record.